Messenger RNA from Emericellopsis cladophorae, 1485 nucleotides. RefSeq lists its product as uncharacterized. NCBI's taxonomy places the organism in Eukaryota, Fungi, Ascomycota, Sordariomycetes, Hypocreales, Bionectriaceae. The transcript is spliced from 3 exons. Bases 1 to 1485 code for a protein of 494 amino acids. The record is from RefSeq and is a predicted model, not a curated record.
AUGAUUGAGAAGAGCGCGCGCACGACGCCCCGUGACAACCACCCCAGCCAACAACGUCCACCCUGGGCGUACUACAGCACGCUUAUUGUCAUCACUUUGUUGCCAGCCCUCAUCUAUUACCCACCUCUAUGGAAGAGUCUCAUCUCUACCUUCUCCGCAGUCAAUGCGAAGAGAAUGACCUCGUACCCCCACGAGACGAUCCAGUGGACCUCCUGCGGCAAAACAACAGACCACCCUCUCGAAUGCGCCUACCACACUGUGCCCUCGGACCACUUCAACGCCUCCAACCCGGGCACCGGCCAGUUCCCCAUCAUACGUCUCCGAGGAAAGUCCGCCGUUGCGGGGAGAAACCUUCUGGUCAAUCCUGGCGGUCCAGGCAACAGUGGCAUCGACUAUGUCACCAAGGCCGGAAAACACAUCAAUACCCUCGUCGGGGAGGACCACCACAUUGUGUCCUGGGCGCCGCGACCAAGGGCACGUUUCCAGUGGCAUCGUGCUACCCCGACGACGCAUCGCGGAAGCAACAUGGUAGCGUCAGAAACAGGGACAUUGUCGCUGAUUCACCGAACGCCUAUGCGUGGGCCCAGACCUUUGCGCAGGCGUGUCGCGAAUGCAUUUCAGUACUACAUCUCCGAGCCCGACAUGGAGAUGAUGACCGACACGGACAGGACGUUCGUUGGGUUUCUUGAAGAAUGUGUCGCAGCAGGGGACGACUGUCCCCUGACACAGGUCUCGACCUCUAAGGAUGCCCUCUUGGAGAGCACGCACUAUGGGACAAUCGACUUCAGAGGCUUAUUCAUCGAUGUGAUAUUUCCCCAUUUACAGGCCCUCUCUGGAUGGCAUCUGCUUGCUUCCAAACUGGCUCCUCUCUUGCAGGGCAAUGCGACCGAGUUCUUCCUUCAGUAUGCACAAAUGUCGCAAUACUCCAUCAACACGGACGCAUUCCACAUGAUCAUGAGCAACGAUGGCCUCACAGGUCCAGCACACUGGCCACAGGAUCUCGAGUCCCUGCUGGAAGGGAUCCUACCAAAGCUCAGGGGAUCGAGGUUCGCGAGACUGGCAAACGAGAGAUUCUACAUCAAGCAACAGUGGAAGAUCCCCAGGACACAUCCCUUCUCUCCUUAUCAGGGUGUCAAGCUCGAGACCCCGCCGUUGAUUCUCACGCAGCGGUACGAUGCUGUGACCCCUGUCGUGUCCGCCAUCUCGGCGCGAGACGCCUUCCCCGGGUCCAGGAUGGUGAUCAUCAAUGGGUACGGACAUUGCAGUACUGCCCUGCCAUCUCUCUGCAGUGCACGGAUCCUCAGGACGUAUCUGAACGAGGGCAGGCUGCCCGAAACUCAUGAGGAGUGCGAGGUGGAUGGUCCCAUCUUUGUCAGGAAAGGGGACGAGGACGACAAGAUUCCCAAAUACGUCUGGGAAGACGAGGAGAAACGCAAGACGUACAUGGCCAUGCGCGACUUUAUGAAAGAUCUGCUAGAAGGGUAG